This is a messenger RNA of Amorphotheca resinae ATCC 22711, 177 nucleotides long. RefSeq lists its product as hypothetical. Lineage: Eukaryota; Fungi; Ascomycota; Leotiomycetes; Helotiales; Amorphothecaceae. The transcript has a single exon. The annotation marks the transcript as partial. The record is from RefSeq and is a predicted model, not a curated record.
ACUUAUAUACUAAAAGAACUAGGGCUAUUCCUUAUACCUAAGGCAGACUACCUUUAUAUAAAUAACAAGCUAAUAGUCUUCUUUUAUAUAAACAAUAUAGCGAUAUUAUCUAGACGAUUUAACUAUAACGAAUUUCUCUCUUUUAAAACAAAGCUAUUUAGUAAAUAUAAGAUAUAA